AUGUAUAACUUAGACACAUUUUUAGAAGUAGAACCACCUGCCUUAGAGAAGAUUGGAGAAGUAGCAGCUAAAAUUGCUUAUUACAAUUUUGAUUGGCGGUACGUAACCUUGGUGAUGUUUAAUGCAGUUCAAUAUACACUUGCGUUAGGGACGUUUCUAAAAUAUUAUAAGUUGUCUGUUAAUAUAAACCGAGGAAAAUAUAUUUCUCACCGCCGUGUGCAUGUACCUCAAUUUGUAAUUUUUGGUCAAGAUGCCAAUGAAAUUGUUGAUACUUUAAAAUGGUUGGAUAAAAUGAAAUAUGAUAAUUCUGGAAAAUAUAUUAUUAUAUGCACAACAGGUGAUUACGAACGAUGUGAAGAAGACAAAAUUUUUGUUACUUUAUCAAAUUUAAGAAUCGUUAACGUUAUAUAUAUGAGAGGAGAAACUUGCGAAGAUUUCUUGUCGUUUUCCUAUAAUAUUGUCGUUCCUGAAAAUUGUUUGAACAGUGAACCUUAUUCAGUUUAUCUCGAGAAAAACUGUACUAACGAUGAGUGUUUUAAAACUGUCUUUUCAGAAAAAUUAAAUAAUUUGUACAAAUGUCCACUUAUUAUAUCUACAUUUGAACAACCGCCGUUCAUGUAUUUGAGUAAUGAUACUUUGGAGCCUUCUGGCGGUGACGGAGACAUUUUAAGAAUCCUGAUCAAUGCUUUAAAUGCUACACUAGAAAUUAAGUUACCAAUUGAAGGAAACGAUUUUGGUCACUAUGAAAACGGUAACUGGACUGGUUCUUUGGGAGAUGUUUUCAAUAGACGUGCCCAUCUAUCGGUAUGUUCACAGCCCUUAACUACCGACAAAUAUGAAAAUUUUCAAAUUUCUUUUGUAUACAACUCAAUGGAUAUAGUUUGGACUGCACGAUUGCCUACUGAAGAGCCAGCAUGGCAGAAGCUUUUUAAUCCCCUAGAAGUGGAUAUGAGAAUCGCAUUAUCCUUUACAUUUCUUGCUGUAGUUUUACUUAAUUCAUUAUUAAGAAGUAGCUGGUGGCGCAGAGUUCGAACAAUUUUUAAUAUAGGAUCCACACGAUUUAGCUUAUUGUUUUAUUCGUGGACUUUAUUUUUAGGUGUACCAAUAUUAAGAAUGCCAACAAAUCGUCCAUUCUUAUUGGUCGUCUUUUCAUGGAUAUGGUUCAGCUUCGUAAUUAAAAGUGCUUACCAGGCAGCUUUAAUAAGUUCUUUGAAAAAACCUAGUUAUAUAGACUUCUUCCAGAGUUUCAAUGAUGUAUUAAAAGCGAAAUAUCCUUACGGGGGCUUAGGAACAUUAAGAGAUUAUUAUGCGGAAGAUCAAUAUGUAUACGAUAACUGGGUUCUAAUGGAGUUUGAUGAAGCUAAUGAUUUUCUUGACAAAGCUUCCGAAGGAAAUUCCGAUUUCGUUUUGGCAUUUAACAAAGAAAUUGUCAUUCAACAUUUGAUAGAACAUAACGGGGUGCGACAUUUGCAGAUAUUACCACAAAAAAUUGUUAAUAGUCCAACAGUUAUGUUUCUUAUAAAGCACUCCGUCUUAGCUAAACCGAUUAAUCGCGUUUUGGAAAUUUUAGUGGAAGCUGGAUUUUGUCAAAUCAUGCACGCUAAAUAUUUGAGACAUAAGAAAUUUUUGUUUCAGUUAAGUAUUGUAAGUGAAAAAAAGGCUCUUACCUUUGAAAAUUUCAAGGCUUGUAUUUUAGUGUUAGCGUUUGGUUGGUUUCUAGCUGUAAUAUUCUUUGUAGCUGAAGCAUAUUGUGGUAGACUUUCAGAUAAUUAA
Molecule: messenger RNA, 1773 nt
Organism: Melitaea cinxia (Glanville fritillary)
Lineage: Eukaryota; Metazoa; Arthropoda; Insecta; Lepidoptera; Nymphalidae
Exons: 1
Coding region: 1-1773 (590 amino acids)
Source: RefSeq, a predicted model, not a curated record